This is a messenger RNA of Candida dubliniensis CD36, 3360 nucleotides long. Its product is annotated as deoxycytidyl transferase. The coding region runs from base 1 to 3360 and encodes 1119 amino acids. Gene Ontology annotation, molecular function: deoxycytidyl transferase activity; DNA-directed DNA polymerase activity; damaged DNA binding. The transcript has a single exon. Gene Ontology annotation, cellular component: nucleus. Gene Ontology annotation, biological process: error-prone translesion synthesis; error-free translesion synthesis. The record is from RefSeq and is a predicted model, not a curated record. NCBI's taxonomy places the organism in Eukaryota, Fungi, Ascomycota, Pichiomycetes, Serinales, Debaryomycetaceae.
AUGGAUAAUGAUCAAGAAAAUGCCAACAGUGAAGAGUAUCCCAGUUUCUUGAGAUCAUUAGAUGACGAGAGUCUAAUCUCACACAUUCAAGAUUUAAACAAGCAGCGUCUGCAAAGAAAUGGGGCAGACUACUCCUUUGAACAUGUCUCGACACCCAAAAAAAUGGCGUCUUUCAAUAGUGCCAUCAGCUCGGAUCCUUUUGACGAUGGAUUAGAUGAAGAUAUAAUUAAUCAUGUUAACAAUACCGAUGAGAAUGAUGCCUUCUCUGGUGAAGAAGAUGACAACAACAGCAACAAAGAAGCAGUGGGUAAAUUGCAUGAAUUUGGUGAUUAUGCCACGUAUUUCCACUCUAAACGACUAAAGCAACAAAAGCAAGAUGAAGAAUAUAUCAAGUGGGAUAAGAAGAGACGCAAAUUGCAAAAUAUCAAAGAUGAACCAAAGCAGAUUUUUAAAGGGUGUUCAAUUUUUGUAAAUGGGCACACUAAUCCCUCUAUAACAGAGAUCCAUCGAUUGGUGAUUCUACACGGUGGACAGUUUGUGAGCUAUAUGGUUAAUAAAUCGAGUGUGACACAUAUAGUUUGUGAUCGAUUGACCCCUCGGAAAAGUAUACAGUUCAAAAAUUGUCGAGUGGUGAAGGCUCAAUGGAUUGUGGACUCGGUUGCACAACAGACAUUACUAGAUUGGACACUUUACAGACUGGUGCUGGAAGUAGCUUAUGGUCAAAAAAGAUUGGAAUUUACCAAACAACAGACUAUCGAAGAGAAGAGCGAGAUAAGGGACGAGUGUCAGAAUAAUAAUGACGAUAAAGAAGAAGAUGAUUUAGACAAUGAGACAAACUUUUCUUUAUCUGAUGAGUAUAAUGCAGAUAUCUUAGACAAACUGCAAGAGUUGGAAACCUUUUUUGAGAAACGUCAAGAUCUUAUACAAGAACCGGAAGAGGAAUUGCCAGUUGUAAUUGAAGAUCCUCCACAGUCAGGCAAAGGUAUUCAUAAAGUGAAUAAUAAGUAUGUCCUAGAUGCACGGCAUCCAGACUUUCUUCCAAACUUCUUUGCAAACUCCAGAUUACACCAUCUAAGUGUAUGGAAGGCUGAUCUUAGGCUAAAGUUUCUUCGUAGAAUAGUGAAGGAAAGGUUGCACGAGUCAACUAGUCUCUUUGAAAAUCCAUUCAUAGACCCAGGUGAGAAAAAAGUGAUUAUGCAUAUUGAUUUUGACUGUUUUUUUGCUACUGCAUCUUGUUUGAAGCGACCAGAUCUAGAUAUGAAUAAACAGCCUAUAGCGGUUUCGCAUGGUGGGAAAACUUCUGAUAUAGCUAGUUGCAAUUAUGUUGCUCGAAAACACGGAGUUAAAAAUGGUAUGUGGUUUAUACAAGCGACAAAAUUGUGUCCUGACUUAAUUUUGUUACCUUAUGAGUUUGAAAGUUAUGAAAAGUUUUCUACUGAAUUUUAUAAUUACCUAUUCACAAGCAAGUUUUUUGAUUCUAUUUUCCCUGUCCUGAUUGAUGAAGUAUUAGUUGAUGCCACAUCUUAUUGUCAUAGUGGAGUUGGUGAUAGUGUGAGUUUAGUAAAUGAAUUGGCUACUCGCAUUCGUAAAGAUGUAUUUAGGUUGACAAAUUGUCCUGUGAGUAUUGGUGCUUCGACAAAUGUACUUUUGGCGAAAUUGGCUCUCAAAAAGGCAAAACCAAAUGGUCAGUUUUAUUUGUUUGAUGACACUGAAAAGUUUUUGCAGUCUAUCUAUAUAAAAGAUUUGCCCGGUUUUGGAAGAGGGAUACUAGAGAAGUUGGAUUCAGAGGUACAGUCCAGUAAACCUCGAAUCAAAGAUGUUAUUUCUAUACCGAAGCAAAGACUCGUUCAGCUAUUAGGAGAAAAAACAGGUACCAAGUUGUUUGAAUAUGCUAGGGGAAUAGAUCAAACGAGUAUCGAAAUAGAUGCGAAUAAUCCUGAAGCAGUGUUAGGUAGAAAAUCUGUUUCAGUCGAUGUUAAUUUUGGUAUUAGAUUUGAUACUGUUGAAGAAUUAGACGAGUUUUUGAUGAGACUUUCUCGAGAAUUAUAUCAAAGACUUGUAUCUCUUGGUAUUUGUGGUUCUAGUUUAACCCUCAAACUUGCCAAGAGAGCUGAAGGAGCAAGAGUAAACCCGCCUAAGUUUUUGGGAAUGGGACUUUGUGAUUUUGUCAAUAAAUCUUCCAAAUUAGGCGUGCCGACCAAUGAUUGGGGCAUCAUAGGCAACGAAGUGAAGGUGCUUUAUAGGAUGGUGAACAUUCCUGUUAAGGAGUUGCGUGGUAUUGCAAUUACUAUUUCAAAACUCGUCGAUGCUGAAAGUGUCAAGUCUAGUAAACAGAUGAGAUUGCCUUUUAAAAAGGCAGAAAGCAAUGCAUUGAGUAUACGAGAUUUAAGACAGUUACAAAAGAUGCCUGAAUCGAAAGAUAAAAAGACUCAAAAAUUGAUAUUCAGCAUGCAACUGCCAGAAAAAAGACAAGCUAAUAAAGGCCGAGUGUUGCAUGAAUUUGCUGAUUUUAAAAGCUUGGAUUGGGAAGUUUUCCAUGCUCUACCUGAUGAAAUCAAACUGGAACUAAAAGUGGAAUUAAGACGGCGAGGCAUGUUAUCAGAGAAAUCCACACCAAAAAAGGGGAAAACUUACUUGCAACAGUUGUUGCCCACUCAGUCUGGAAACGCCCUCAAAUAUGUCAGAGUGACUGAAUCACCUAAAAAGAGGAAAUCUCCUAGAAAAAGUAGACUGGAAACGCUGCUGCCAAUAAAAGUUGCAAAACCAGAACCUGUAUAUGAAGAGUCACAGUCAUACGAUACGUCUGUAUUAAAUGAAUUACCAUCUUCAAUUAAGGAAUCGGUGCUAAGAGACGCAGAGUACAAAGAGAAGAUUAAAAAGUUUGACUUGAUGUCAAUGCGAGAUAAAUUGGCGCAAAAGCUAGAAAACAGCAAGGUACUAGUAAACGAAGUCACUUCAGAUUGGAUCAAGAGCCAAAAAAAACUUAAUACAACACCUUUAUUUUUGAAUGAACAAUUGAAGGAUAAAGAGUUAUAUACAAGAUUAGACGAUUGGGUUAAGUUCUCUCUACCUCAAGGAGGGCCACACGAGGAAGACAUGGAUUAUUUUGCUUUCUUUGUUGAGACAAUGUUGCAACGAGAUCAAUUUAAUAGAGUUUUGUUGUUAUUAAAAAGAAUUAAAGAAAGAUUAAAAUACCACAAAACAUUAUUAAACUGUCAAGUUUUUAAUGAAGAAGAACAGUUGGUAUAUGAGGAAUCGUUCGAGGAUUGGUAUAGACAAUUAGAUAAUAAGGUACAAUUUUUAGUUGAUAGAUAUUCAAAUGAAAAAAAGAUUCAAGUAGGAUGUAUAGGAAUUGUGUAA